Messenger RNA from Chionomys nivalis (European snow vole), 1654 nucleotides. RefSeq names its product G-patch domain containing 11 (gene Gpatch11). The transcript is spliced from 10 exons. The coding region runs from base 316 to 1104 and encodes 262 amino acids. NCBI's taxonomy places the organism in Eukaryota, Metazoa, Chordata, Mammalia, Rodentia, Cricetidae. Gene Ontology annotation, molecular function: nucleic acid binding. The record is from RefSeq and is a predicted model, not a curated record. Gene Ontology annotation, cellular component: kinetochore.
GGGGCCCCGCACGAAAUUGGACAGCGCAUGCGCAGCGCGCUGAGGGGGUCGAGGCGGUAAAGCUGCGUAUUUAGGGUCUGUGGACGCCCAAGAAAUUUUGAUUGAGGUCGGUGCUAGUUGGCUGUGACUGCCCAUCACGACAUCAGCAGCGCCCCAUCCGUGAGUGGUCAUUUUGGAGCAAAAUCACCAAGACCUGUAUUCUCUGUGGCUACGAACAAAUCAUUUAGCCGGAUUGAGCCUUAAUUUUUCCAGCUGGAACGUGGAGCUACCUGUUCAUAUCUAUUGAGCUGUUGAUGAGCUAGGCAGUGUUGUCAUAUGAAGUUGAACAUGGCAGAAGAAGAGGAUUACAUGUCAGAUUCCUUCAUUAAUGUUCAAGAAGACAUCAGACCAGGCGUGCCAGUGCUGAGGCAGAUCCGAGAGGCCCGUCGAAAAGAAGAAAAGCAGCAGGAAGCUAAUCUGAAAAACAGGCAGAAGAGUGUAAAAGAGGAAGAGCGGGAAAGACGUGACAUCGGGUUGAAGAAUGCACUAGGCUGUGAAAACAAGGGAUUCGCUUUGCUCCAAAAGAUGGGAUACAAGAGUGGCCAGGCUCUGGGCAAGAGUGGAGAUGGCAUUGUUGAGCCAAUUCCUAUCAAUGUCAAAACAGGAAAAAGUGGCAUAGGUCACGAGUCAUUACUAAAACGGAAAGCAGAGGAGAGGCUAGAAAACUACAGGAGAAAAAUCCACAUGAAAAACCAAAAUGAAGAAAAGGCUGCCGAGCAGUUCCGGAUGCGACUGAAAAGUAAGCAGGAUGAGCUGAGGCUCGAAGGCGACCUGAGAAGGAGCCAGCGAGCUUGCCAGCAGCUGGACGCCCAGAAGAAUAUUCAGGUUCCCAGGGAGGCAUGGUACUGGAUAAGGCCUGAAGAGGAGACUGAGGAAGAGGAAGAGGAGGAGCAGGAUGAAGAUGAAUACACAAGCGAGGAUUUGAGUGUGCUGGAGAAACUGCAGAUACUCACUGGCUACUUACGAGAAGAACAUCUGUAUUGCAUUUGGUGUGGGACAGCCUACGAAGAUAAAGAAGACCUAUCUUCAAAUUGCCCAGGACCAACCUCUGCAGAUCAUGACUGAGAUUGUUCCCAAUAAAGUAAAAACUAUUUAUGCCGGUGUCGAAAGAAGGCCUUUAUGUAAUGCUUGAUUCUUUCAGAAGUAUGUUCUACUUGGGGUAAAAUUGCUCACUGGCUUGGGAAAAAGUUACUGUUAUUUCAAAAUACAAGUAUCAUAGAGAUGGACAAUUAUGAUUUAUGCUGGUAUUAUGAUGCUUGUGAGGCAUCCCAACAGGUAACACACUUAGUCGCCUCUUUACUUGGGAUCAGUUGAGAAAUAAGCCAUCAUGGGAAUCAGGAAAUCAGUUGUCUGCCUUAGAACUGGAGGUAUACUGUAAUGGUAGAAUGCCUGCCAAGCCUGGGCAUGGACCUGAGCUCAGUCCCAGCACCACAGGUCAGGCUUCUCAACACGAAGCUGAGACACAGAACACUGCCACUUUCUCUCACCAGGCUCCUUCAUAGUUGGUUUUUGUUUUUGUUUUUUUACAUACUAGUCCCAGUUCCCCUUCCUUGCUCUCCUUCUGCUCCCCUUAUCCCCCCUCCCCACCACACCUCCCAUCUGCUUCUCAGAGAGG